AGUGGGAGCUGUGUGUUCUCAUGCGAACGGGAAGGAGCGUUGGGGAUCCGGAGUCUCGAGGUUGAGACCUUUUCGGGCCCGAAAGGGGAAUCAUCAGCCACCGCCGCUGCCCAGUCCGCGCCCGCCGGUCUUUCUUGUCUCCGGCCCGGCCCGGCCGUGCCGCCUCUUCCUGCCGUCUCCCUCCUCGGCCGUCCCCGCGUGUUUUGCGCGGUCGCCGGGCACCGGAGCUGCGGCGAGGAGCCCGCGGGCGGCCGGUCGGGCGGGGCGGGCGGCGCUGACAGCAUCCUGAGGUUAAACUUCUCCCAGUGGGGCCCAUGACUUCUGAUCAGGACACUAAAGUUGUGGCUGAACCGCAGACGCAGCAAGUCCAGGAGGGCAAGGACAGCGCUCAUCUGAUGAAUGGUCCUAUAUCUCAAACCACUUCUCAAACAAGUUCCAUCCCAGCUUUGAGUCAGGUUCCAGCAACUAAAGUUUCUGAACUAAACCCUAAUGCAAAAGUAUGGGGAGCUCACAUGUUACAUUUGGAAGGGAAUAGUGCAGCUGUUGGUGUGAGUGCUGCGUGGGAGGAGGCACCUGGCCAUCCUGCAGACUGUGGCCAGCAGGGAUUGGAUGCCAAUGGCGAUGGUGACAAAAGUCAUGAUAACGCAGCGUUACCAGAUUCCCAGGAGGCAGAGCAGACAGAGAUGAGCACUCUGGCUCUGGAUCACUCGGAAUAUGAAGCUCUGCCUGAGAGUAGUGAAACAGGAGGAAAUGAAUCUCAACAAGAAAGCCAAGAAGACCCCCGGGAAGUACUUAAAAAAACAUUGGAAUUCUGCUUAUCCAGGGAGAAUCUUGCUAGCGACAUGUAUCUUAUAUCACAGAUGGAUAGCGAUCAGUAUGUGCCAAUUACAACGGUAGCUAAUCUUGACCAUAUCAAGAAACUCAGUACUGAUGUGGACUUGAUUGUUGAAGUGCUAAGAUCUUUACCUUUAGUCCAAGUGGAUGAGAAGGGAGAAAAAGUGAGGCCAAAUCAAAAUCGCUGCAUAGUGAUACUGCGUGAGAUAUCUGAAUCCACCCCUGUGGAAGAAGUAGAAGCACUGUUUAAAGGAGAUAAUUUACCAAAAUUUAUAAACUGUGAAUUUGCCUAUAAUGAUAAUUGGUUUAUUACCUUUGAAACAGAAGCUGAUGCGCAACAGGCUUACAAAUAUCUGAGAGAAGAAGUCAAAACUUUUCAAGGAAAGCCAAUUAAGGCACGGAUAAAAGCAAAGGCAAUAGCUAUAAACACAUUUUUGCCAAAGAAUGGAUUUAGGCCUCUGGACAUGAACCUUUAUACACAGCAGCGUUAUACAACAUCAUUUUAUUUACCCCCAGUAUACAGUCCCCAGCAGCAGUUUCCUCUGUACAGCCUGAUAACCCCUCAGACAUGGUCAACGACACACAGUUAUCUUGAUCCACCCUUGGUAACUCCAUUUCCAAGUUCUGGAUUUAUAAAUGGGUUUACAUCUCCGACCUUCAAACCUACAGCGUCUCCCCUGACGUCACUCAGACAGUACCCUCCUAGAAGCAGGAAUCCUAGUAAGUGUCAUCUGCGCCAUGCGAUUCCUAGUGCAGAGAGAGGGCCUGGGCUGCUAGAAAGUCCUUCAAUAUUUAACUUCACUGCAGAUCGAUUAAUUAAUGGUGUCCGGAGCCCUCAGACGAGGCAAACAGGGCAAAGUAGAACACGAAUACAAAACCCUUCAGCUUAUGCCAAGAGAGAGAUUGGAACUGGGCGUGUGGAGCCAAGUAGUCUUGAAUCCUCUCCUGGUUUAGGGAGAGGAAGGAAGAAUUCCUUUGGCUAUCGGAAGAAAAGAGAGGAGAAAUUUGCAAGCAGCCAAACUCAGUCUCCAACACCACCAAAGCCUCCAUCCCCAAGCUUCGAACUGGGGCUUUCCAACUUCCCUCCAUUACCUGGAGCUGCAGGCAAUUUGAAGACAGAGGACUUGUUUGAAAACAGGUUAUCCAGCUUGAUAACAGCGUCAUCUAAAGAAAGAAGCCUUAGUGCAGAUGGCGGCACGGGCACCGUUCCUGCCGUGGUACCCAGGGAGCACUCAGUGCCAGCGCCUUGUACUGUAUCAGCAGCGUUGGAACGUUCCCCUUCACCAGCCCGUUUACCUGAGGAUCCCAAGGUGGCAGAAAAGCAGAGGGAAACCCACAGUGUGGACAGACUCCCUUCUACACCUACAACAACUGCGUGUAAAUCAGUGCAAGUGAACGGAGCCGCCACAGAACUGCGAAAGCCCAGUUAUGCAGAGAUUUGUCAGAGAACGAGUAAAGAGCUUCCUUCCUCUCCAGUGCAACCCCCAAAGGAACAAAAGCCAAAUGCUGUCAGUUGCGGGAAGGAGGAGAAGCUCACUGAGCCUGUGGAGAGGUGCAGGGAGCCCCCUGCCUUCAGGUCCACUCCUGGAGCCCCCAAAGACCAGAGGAGGCAGCCUGGGCGCCGACCCUCACCGCCACCUCUCGGGAAGCGUCUCAACAGAGAACAGAACACUCCCCCCAAGUCUCCUCAGUGAAAUCCGGAUGCCUGGGAGGGGCCCUGAAGAGCUUUUAUUUGCCACAAACGAAACUCUUCCCCACUCAGUAGGAGAAUGAGUCGCUGGUUAGGAGCUUGCAGUAUCUGUGAGGCCCAUGGGAUGCCUGCAAGUUAUUUUUCUUCUGUGGUCGGAUUUUCCCCCUCUUGGAAAAAAAAAAAAAAUCUAUUUUUCAGGAUUUAAUUAUAUAAUAUAAACCUUAUUUUAGGUUGGUGCUUAACUGGAGGUGAUGCAUAAAUCUUGAUUUUUUUUUUUUCAGGAUAGAAAAUGUAUUUAUCCUAACAAAUUGAUAUUUUUUAUUAAGCCUCCACAUGGCUCUGAAUGCAAGCUACAUAUGAGUUUUUCUGAAUUAAGGGAGCUAUGCUACUUUGUUGUCUUUUUAAAUAGCUGGUCUGCAAGUGCAUAUCACUAGGGUAUCCUAGCAAUGGAUGGGCGAUGGUGUUGACAGGGGCAGCCUUGGCCUCAGAGCAGGGGACUGGCCAUGUCAGGGUGCCGACGCACUGGCGUGGGAUCUGUGUUUCCAUCUAAACUGUUGACAGGUGAUUCUAGCUUUAAAUAAAGAUGCAGUAUAUAUAGUUCCUUUUUGAUCUAGUGGGCAGAAUGAACCUGCAAAGAGCACCUUAGAAAGAUCUGAAGUCUUCAGAGUUCUGAUGCAGUGCAAGCAAGUAACCAGCUUCUCACUCCAGGUCCAAGUGUAUUAUGGAGAAUGAAUUCAAAGCACAUUGUGAAUAGACCCUCAAUGAAAAUACAAACUUUGUUGCCCACUGACAUCAUACCAUGAAGUUGUACCAUGAUGUUGUUUUGGUCCCAGUGAGCUGGCUGCCUGGCUCCCAGCCUCCUGUGCUUGCUCCGUGCCCAUCUCUGUCGUGUCCCCCCACGUGCUCUCACUGGAGAGUCCACGUCUUAGCUGGUCCGUGUGGAUGUCUUCCUGUACCUUUGCAUCGGCACAUGGAUUUCAGAGUACAUAGCCGAGAGAGAGGUGUUUGUGGUUUCCCCCUCUCUGGCUGGUGGAGGACAGAAAUGCCUGCUCUUUUUACCUCCAAGACUAGGGUCUCAUUGAUUAACUUCUAGAAGUGCUGCACUUCUGAAGAACAAGGAUGCACUAAAGUUAGCAAGUUUAUAAUAAAGUUAAAUAUAAAUUAUUUUGUUUUAAAAUGCCUAAAAUUUUUCUUUUAAGUAUUCUAAACAGCCGACAUUAAAAUAUUUCCUGCUAAGUGUAACCGUGCAGUUUAUCCCACACAAUGCUCUUUGCAAGACUGAGGCUUUUCUUUUUUUCCUUCUUUUUUUUUUUUAAAGAAAAAAAAAUUAUUUCCAUCCAAUAUUUAAAGACUUGAAUUUUAUUUAAACUUGAAAAUGACUUUGCCUUAACUUUUGUAUAAGACAGCUUGGAGCUCAUGGAGCCCGGCCCUGGGUUGGCAGGAGUGCGUCAGAGUCACUCAGUUACCGUGUGAACCUCUUGGUAGUCUUGCUGAGUAAGCAUACUGUAGUGCAAGAGCUCGCAGUAGUUUUUGUAACAUACCUUACAGAUCUUCAACUGCUGAUCUUUCUUCAGCUUGUUGAGAAAUCCUGUAAAUGCAAAUAGUCGAUACUGUAUUAAUAUGUGCACUUGGGAGUGCGCUCUGCCUGUACAGUUGUAAAUAAUGAGAACAUAUUAAAAAGGUACCCUACAGAGAAAAAUCUGAUAAAAAUUAUUGAUAUAUUAUAAAUGUUGCUGUUGAGCUGGAUGUAGAUAAACUAAAUGUUGUGGUUUGAGUAUUAUUUUAAUUUGUUGGUUUUUCCCCUUAUUCUGGUGUGUUGAAAUGACUUUGCCUCUUUGCUGCAGAAGGGAAAUGGAAAGUCUUAUUAAAAGCCUUCAAAUGUUUUCAUACUCUUAAAGUAUGUAAAUACAUACUAAUCAUAUCUAAUGUGAAAGGGUUUUGAAGUAUAAUAUAGAAACUGGCAGGAUCUUCUGAGGAAAGUUAAAAAAACAGUAAUCUACUAAUUAAAAUCCUAUGUUGCUGCAAGUGAUUUAUCCUGCCAGAGGGAAAGCUGCCUGCGCGUGUGGCCAUUUCCUUCAGAGCCACUGUCAUUCAGUUCCAUAGGAGUGUACACAGUGCAGAUGUGUUUAAAAUGCCCGUGAAAGGAACAUAAGAAUGAAUUUUCUCGUAGAUGUCAGAUCACUGACCAAAAAAAAAAAAAAAAAGGCCAGCAACAUUUGUUCUCUUGAGCCCACACUAGCAGAUCCUGUCCAUCCGGAAAGGCAGGCUUUAGACCUCAGGUCCUUCGUGUCUUGUCUUUGCUGGAGAAGGGACCAGGGUAUUGUCAGCCAUCCCUUAUCCCCAGAUUGCAGUGCUCACAGGCAGAGUCCUUGAGUUUUUAAUCUGUCCGUUCCCCAAGGCUCACGCUUCAAAGUAUGUGCGGUAGAACCACUGUUUGCUGGCCUAAGUGCAGAGCUCAGCCACACGCAGGAGCAAGUGGGCACAUGGAGCGGGUCCUCGAAGUGAAUGAAGGUGCUGCUCCUGGCUAUAAUCACUGCUUGGCCAGUGACAGCCUGGCGUCAGGAACAAAAACUUUGCUCGAAUGUGGUUUUUAUAGAACUCUUUAAGGAAGCAAAGGUGAUAUGCCAAAUAGCUGUAAAAUGUAAAAACAAAAACUUUUUGCUAAUACUUUUGAGAUUUUCCACUCAGAAAAAAAUGGAAGUUAUCCUGAUAGGAAGCUGUGAGGGCGCAUGCAGACUGUUGCUGUGUCACAUACAGCAAGUCAUAUGUGGUUUUCAUAGCAUCUUUUUUAAGUUUACUCAUUCCUUUCCGUAUCUCAAGUAUUGAAUCAGAGAUACCGCAGUCACAAAUGACAUUUUAGCUUGUAAAAUUGUGUGAUGAUACUUAAUUAUCAUUUGGAAAUACAGGAAUAGGAAUCUGGCCCCAUUUCACCAGACAUGAAUUUCAAGUAAUCGCUCUCCUACUAGUCAGUGUCUUGAUGUCUCUGUGAGCCCUUCUGUCACUGCGUCACUGGUCCACGAGUGGGUGGCGGCAAGAAGUCCUACAUUGCUGUAUUGGGGUUUCUGCAGUUGGUUUGUGAAAAACUGGUCCAGUGUGUCCCGGCAGGCGUCUUAACGGUGCAUACCUGUCUUUGUCCCCUUCAGUGAGCUAUAGUUGUGGGUUUGUGUGCUUUGUAGCCUGUUACACGGAAAGCAGCAGACAAUCGACGAUUCCAGAGCGCUGGCAGCCGCUGAGUCACAGAGCGGGAGUGGAACGUGAAGCUUUCUUGAGGGUUUUUGUUUCUGUUCUACUUUUCAUUAAGACUGGAAUCAAGCUUACAUGUAAACUAUUGGUAAUUUAAGUUUCCUUUUGUGUCAUUCAGUGUAAAACUGUCUAAUUUGGAAAAAAAUGUAGGUUAUGAAAAAUAAAGAUUUAGGCACUGUUCAA
This is a messenger RNA of Nannospalax galili (Upper Galilee mountains blind mole rat), 5950 nucleotides long. RefSeq names its product La ribonucleoprotein domain family member 4B (gene Larp4b). The record is from RefSeq and is a predicted model, not a curated record. The transcript is spliced from 18 exons. Gene Ontology annotation, biological process: positive regulation of translation. The coding region runs from base 315 to 2528 and encodes 737 amino acids. Gene Ontology annotation, molecular function: mRNA 3'-UTR binding. Lineage: Eukaryota; Metazoa; Chordata; Mammalia; Rodentia; Spalacidae. Gene Ontology annotation, cellular component: cytosol; cytoplasmic stress granule.